This is a messenger RNA of Cloeon dipterum, 3247 nucleotides long. RefSeq lists its product as uncharacterized. The coding region runs from base 152 to 2947 and encodes 931 amino acids. Gene Ontology annotation, cellular component: nucleus. Gene Ontology annotation, molecular function: NAD+-protein mono-ADP-ribosyltransferase activity; NAD+ poly-ADP-ribosyltransferase activity. Lineage: Eukaryota; Metazoa; Arthropoda; Insecta; Ephemeroptera; Baetidae. The record is from RefSeq and is a predicted model, not a curated record. The transcript is spliced from 6 exons.
GUGACAAUGAGAUAAAAAAAAUGCUGUUCCUUUCCAUAACGUUCAUAACGGGGAUAUUACGUACUACGUACAUUUAGUUCUCUAAAAUCUCUGAAUUCCAUUUAGAUACACGGAAUUUUGAUAAAAGGUUGCAUUAACAGAGGCGCGAGUAAUGGAUCUUAGCCAAGCUGGCAAUCACCCGCAGCGGCAGCAUCAAUAUGUUAACGACUGGCAUAUAGCACCCUCAUCUCGGCUCACCGCCUCUAUUGAUUUAUCUGCCGGCGCUCACCGACCAUUAGCACCAGUUUAUCACUGCAAUUUACCUGCUGUCAUUAGUCAAACUCAAGCACGGCCGCCGUCCGGCGUUAUUGUGACAGCCAACGAGUGGCCACCCUUCCGCCAAGCCACCCCCAGCACCACCUGGCCCACUGAUAGCCGCCAGCAGUUCAACAGUAGCAAUGUUGCAGAUCGGAUUUAUGAAAUUCCGUCUGACGAUGACACUCUGAGCAGUGAUGAUGACAGGCUGCUGAUUAUUGACGAGAAUGUCGACUCGCCCGUUGAGGAUGAAAUUGAUUCUAAUGAAAAAGGGCAGGUGGACGCACAGAGUCCGCUUUGUCUAGCCAGCGAACAGGAAGAGAAAAUAUUGGAAGACGAAACAAAAGUGGUCACCAAGGCCAAAGAAAAGCACAAUCGGCAUAGAAAAUUCAAACUGAAGGAUUUCAUCCUUUCGAAACCAUCAAAAAGAAUAUCAAGAAGGGCUGUAGACCAAAAAUCUAUUCCUUGGAAGAAAGUACAACAUAUGAAAUCAGCAGUCUCAUCAGAAGAUGAAAUAAAACAAAAGCAGAGGAAAAACGAAGUGAAGGCCCGUGCAGAGAGCCCUCCCCUGAAUGUGAUACUGUGGGAAUCCUCAAAGGGUGAUAAAAACGCCGAGUUGCAGGAGGAGGCCACAGUCAGAAGCUCUUCAGUGGGCUUAGCAGAGCGCUCGAGGCCGGCGAAACCUGAAGAGCACAAAUAUGAGCAGAAAAAUAGCAGCAGAGAGCAGAACGGUAAACAAACGACUUGCAAAUCCCUUGCAAACAAGAGUCGUAAAGAAGGCGAAAGCCAUGAUUCGACUAAAAACCCCAGAAAGAAUGACGAGCGGGAUGAAAUGAAACUGCACCGCAGUGAAACAAAGCAGGAUGAAAAUGAAAGAAAGCCAGUGCUCUCCGUAUUGCAACUCUGCCGUAAAUUCGACUGCGAAAAGCAGGUGCGCGUUUUGCUAAAGAGGUUGACAAAAGGGCAAAUCCGCCAACACACACAUCCCGUGCGUCCGAAACUCGCCAGAAUCCCCAAAAUCUGCGCCGCCAAAGAGAAGCUGCGCAAACCAUUUGCAUUCGAGCAAAAUACCGUGGACGCUCGGCUGGAAGCAAACACCCUGAUGAACUCGCUCUUGGGGUCUACACCGCGGGCAGACGAGUCGCUGAAAAAACCAAAAAUAGUCUUCGCUCCCCGCAGAGUCAUAAAACGCCGCAAAACAGCCGCACCACCUGCUGCCACCCCUGUGCUGGAAAAACGAAAAGGUGCCGUGAAUGCAAAGACUUUUCCAAAGGAGUUGAUCGGCCUGAUCGAGAGAGACAUCCAGCGCGCUGUGCCCUUGCAGCGCUUCAUAAAUGACGUCAAGAGGCACCCCAAAAUCGACUGGAUCGUGCUGGAUGGGAAAAUGCAGCACAGCUUGACCCAACGCAAGCCUCUGCGCAGGAAAGUCAAAGUCAGGGUCCUGAUGCCUCCUCAGUACCUGGUCCAAGACAAAAUUGCUGAAUAUGAACGUCAGAUGAUGGCUAGAGAAGCGGCUAUUGCAGAGUUCAAGAAGAAACCCCCUAUGAAAAUUAAAGGAGUGGCUUCUUGGCCAAAAUUUCAGGUUUCUCCGUGCUGCUCCGAGAAGGAAAAGCAGGAGUUACGCGACAAGUUGGCCAGAGCCGAACAGACCAACUUCCUGAAGUUGUUCCCAACGCCGAGGGUCGGCUUGGAGCGGCAACAGGAGCUGCUGCCUAAUCACUGGCACACUAAAAUAUUGAGCACGCCUUUCCAGAUCGGCAAGUACCUGCUGCGCGGCGUGAGCCCACUGUCGAGGGAGUUCAAGUACGUCGCGAGAAAAUUCAAUAAGAGCUGCGAACAACGCGUGCUGGCUGUAGACCGAGUCGAGAAUCCGCACCUCUGGUUCAGGUACCAUUUGAAGAAAGAGAAAAUGGAGCUGCGCAACCCAUUCGCACAAGAAAUGCACUUGUUCCACGGAACGGACAAGAAGUUCUUGGACUCGAUUCUGUCCUAUAACCUCACCUGGAGGUAUUUCGGCCGCAAGAAGGGUUCUCGCUUCGGACACGGCUACUACUUCUCGCCACUCAGCUCCUACGCGGUUCACUACACGGACCAGAAUCCGGAUCACUCCAUCAUGCUGCUCUUCAGGGUUCUUACGGUGAAGCAGUGCAUCGGCUUUGAGAACAGCAAACUGCCCGAUGAAGGCUUCGACACGAGCAUCAGCGAGAAUGGGAAGGUGUGGGUGAAGUUUGACGUGGAUGAGGUCUACCCUGACUAUGUUAUCCACUUCGCCUACUCAGAUCCCAAGGAGAAAGCUGAAGAAAUCGGGCAGUACAGGGCUAAAAUGAAGAAGAUAGAGGCUGAAAGGUGGAAGAAAAGCUACCGAAAAUACCUGAUGUGGAGCUCGUUCCGGCGGCGUCUGAGACGAAGAUCAAUGUCUUGGCAUAAGUUCUGCCGCAAUGUGAAGAAGUGGAAGCCCGUGAAGCGUGGAAAAGGAGUCAAACUGAAGGCUGGACCGUGGCGUGGUCCUAAAGGGAGAAUGUGGACUGGGAAGCCGGUAGUGGCCACCAAGCUGAAGAAGCCGCAAUUCAGGUCGAUGGCGGUCUGGAAGCAGCCAAGCCAUUCGGCUCCUAAGAGGAAGGUUAUUGGGUCAUACAGGGCCAAAAAGAGGUAAUAUCCACCGACUUUGUACAUUGUGUUUGUCUUAUUUAUGUUGAGAGAACAACUAAGGUAGGGAAAUACCAAGGCUAUUAAACAUUACUAAAUCAAACUUUAUUUUGUAUUAAGUGACUUACAAAGCUUCAAGUCGGACCAAUUUUUCAUUGGAAAAUAGCAAAAAUGAUUUGUGUACUACAUUUCAAUUCGAUUGAGACACAAGUUAAGGCUCAUAAAUCGUAUGAUGUUUGACUCCUAUCUAAAGCCACUUGACAUUAGGAUGUUUUUUAUGAAUAAAUAAAUUGUGUAUUGUAAAAUG